Messenger RNA from Ascochyta rabiei, 3441 nucleotides. RefSeq names its product Stress response protein nst1. The coding region runs from base 1 to 3441 and encodes 1146 amino acids. Lineage: Eukaryota; Fungi; Ascomycota; Dothideomycetes; Pleosporales; Didymellaceae. The transcript has 4 exons. The record is from RefSeq and is a predicted model, not a curated record.
AUGGCCCACGGCUCCAAGGCGCCAGCCCCCGCCGCCAUGCCCUCCAAUCCCUCGCCCGCCGCACAUGCGCCCCAGCCGAGCGCCGUGAAUCGCAAGAAGCAGAAGCGCCGCGAGAAGGAAGCCGCAAGGAAGGCUCUCCACGAGCCUGACGCCCCGCCCUCGCCCUCGUCCUCGCCCUCGCCCGUCAAGAACGGCGUUCAUGGCAUCCACGCUGUGUCGCCCGCCCUGGCCGCCGCCCUGGCCCGCCAGACUGCCCCGCCCUACGCCGCCCCCAACCCGGACGAGCCACGGUACGACGACGACGAAGACGACGACGACGAGCCUGAGUUCUACUCGGACGAGGAGGUCGAGCACUACGAGCAUGCAUACGCCGCCAACGGCCACUACCCGCAGCCCUACGCUCACGCCUCCAUACCCCCCGCCAGCGCCAAGAAGUCGAAACGGAAGAAGCGAGCCUCCCAGCCGCCCCCUCCGCUUGCCUACACACAGCACGCCGUGCCGCGACACAGCCCUGCCCCCGCGCAUGCCCACGUCGCCAGGUCCGCUGCGCCCCGCAAGGAUCGCAUAUGGAACACCUCCACCCAGGAGGAGCGUGAGCGCAUCCGCGAGUUCUGGCUGUCCCUCGGCGAAGACGAACGCAAGUCGCUCGUCAAAAUCGAAAAGGAAGCCGUGUUGCGCAAAAUGAAGGAACAGCAGAAGCACUCGUGCAGCUGCUCUGUGUGUGGGAGGAAGCGCACCGCCAUUGAGGAGGAGCUGGAGGUUCUAUACGAUGCAUAUUAUGAAGAGCUCGAGCAUGCCCCGCACCCGCGCCCGCUCAUGACCACACACCCGCCGCCUGGCCACGCCCAUGCUCAUGCCCAUGCCCAUGCUCAUGCCCAUGCCCAUCAUUACGACGACGACGAAGACGAAGAGGACGAUGACGAAGACGAAGACUACUCGGGCGACGAAGAGGAGGACUACUCGAACAGCGAAAUCUCCUCCGAGGCCGACUACAGCUCGGAAGAACGUAGCCUGCCACCGCCUGAGGCGUCCGACUUCCUCCACUUUGGCAGUAGUCUGCAAGUCAAAGGUGGUAUACUGACCGUGGCUGACGAUCUGCUCAAGAACGACGGAAAGAAGUUCAUAGAGAUGAUGGAGCAGCUUGCCGAGCGUAGGAUGCAGAGAGAAGAGGAGGCUCAGUAUCAAGCGCAUCCAAGCAUGUAUCAGACGCACAACCAACACGCCCACGCACCCCCACCCGAAGAAGACGACUUUGACGACGAGGGAGACGAGGAAGAAGGCUACGAGGACGAAGACUACGAAGAAGAGGACGAGGACGAGGAUGACACCAUGACCGAAGAGCAGAGGAUGGAGGAGGGGAGGCGAAUGUUUCAGAUUUUUGCUGCGCGCAUGUUCGAGCAACGAGUCCUUCAGGCGUAUCGAGAGAAGGUCGCCGCGGAACGGCAGCAACGUUUGCUCGAAGAACUAGCAGAAGAGGACGAACGCAAAGACCAGAAAGAGGCCAAGAAGUUGAAGGAGGCCCAAAAACGAAAGGAGAAGAAAGACAAGCAGAAGCAGCAGAAGGCGGAAGAGAAGGCUCGCAAAGAAGCAGAGCAGGCCGCCAAAGAAGCUGAGCUCAAGGCGGCAGAGGAGAAGCGACUGGAGGAACAACGCAAGAAGCGUGAAGAGCAACGGAAAAGGAAAGACGCCGAACGGAAAGCCCAAGAAGAGGAGAAGCAGCGAAAAGAGGCCGAACGCCAGAGGCGUCAGCAAGAAGAGCGCGAGCGACAACAGGAGGCCGAAAGGAAAGCACGCGAGCACAAGGCUCAGGAGAAGAAGGCCAAGGAAGAGGCUAGACGAAAAGAGCGUGAAGAGAGAGACGCCAAGGAGAAAGAGGCUCGUGAGAAGAGGAUACAAGAAGACAAGGAACGGAAGGAGCGCGAUGCGAAAGCGAAAGCUGACAAGCAAGCUGCGGCAGCUGGUGCCCGGAAAGCGUCACAGCCUAUUGCUGUCGCGCUGCCACCUCAGCUGCUGAAGCAAACCUCGUCUUCCGGAAUGCCCUCACCACACGUUACUCCCGCGCUACCCAAGGCACCAACGCCCAACCACCCUCGGCACAUCUCACACCAAGGCUCGCAUGGCUCUUCUCCGAACACACCGCAGGCUGCGCCAGGCACCAGCAAGUCCAUGUCGCCUACGAACGCAUAUGGCCCUAUCAUGCCCAAGUCGAUCCUGACGAAGCCAACAGCAGCGCAACAUCAGAACCAUCUUCAGCAUGGCCAGCCAGCUCUACCCAUGCUUCCCUUGGGACCUCCACCGGGCAUGCAGGGGCCGCCAGGGCUGCACAUGAGCGGUAUGCCUCCCGCUCUGAAUGGCUUCCCUGGCCAAGGCUCGAUGCUACCUGGCAUCAUGGGUCCUCGUCCGGGCAUGCCUCCGUUUCCGCCGCAGCUCGGUACACAGAACUUCCGUGGCUUCCCUCCACCAGGCAUGCCAAUGGGGCGCGGGUUCCCCAUGGAUGGUCCUCCUGGAUUUGGUCCUAUGCCAGGGUUUGGUGGGCCAAACCAGAUGCCUGGCUUUGGCAUGGGCUUGUCGCCUCAUUCGCGACAAGGAUCCGGGUCGUUUGACCGACUGCCUAGCGUGGACAGCCCCAUCUCAGGCCCUCAGGCCCAGCCGAUACAGCGGCCGACGCCCAUCAAGCGUCCCUCGAGCACGAAACCGACCGAUGACGAGUCACGACCCGAUGUUGACGACCUUGCUGAUCAUCUAGGUAGCAAAGCACUACUCGAUGACGCAGAGGACAUGCCCGAGCCCAUGGAGCGAAGAGCAAGCGUGCAGCAGCACAGCUCCUUCAGGAGCACCCCUAUGGGCUUUGGAUUUGCAGACGCACCAAUGCCGUCCAGAAACGACUCGUUCUCGGCAUUUGGAGCGCCUGGCGGCAAUAUCUGGGGUACACCGCCCAUGCCAUUCGCACUGGGUCCUGGCGCUACAUGGGGCAACUCGCCCACCUCUGGCUUCUUCAACAACAACCCGUUUCCUGUCGGCAGUAUUCGCACCAACGAGCGUGGCCCUAAUGAGCAGCGCAUAGUAUGGUUACGUCGUAUGGUAUGUACCGCGUGCAAGAUGGUGGCUGCUCGCCAACCCACACAAGACGGCUACGUGGAUGCAUCAGAGGUGCACCAGCAAAUCGACGGGCUGCGCAACCCCAAUGAGCCGGCCGUAACGCCUGAGGAAAUCAAGGAGGCCUGCGAUAUCAUCGACAGUACGCAGACGAACGGUGGAGGAUCUCUCGAAUACAAGGAGUCCGGCCCUGGUCGUCUGUCACACAUCAAGUUCGUCGAUGUCGCGGCGGCUCCACCUGCAACACUGGGUGAGAUUGGCAGCCCAGUUCCAGGGCACAGUGUCUUGGUGGGCGGGUUUGGCAACCCAAGGCCGUUUCCUGGUCUUGGACCACAAGGUUUCUGA